Molecule: messenger RNA, 1257 nt
Organism: Penicillium brevicompactum
Lineage: Eukaryota; Fungi; Ascomycota; Eurotiomycetes; Eurotiales; Aspergillaceae
Product: succinate--CoA ligase subunit beta
Exons: 7
Coding region: 1-1257 (418 amino acids)
Biological process (GO): tricarboxylic acid cycle; succinyl-CoA metabolic process
Cellular component (GO): succinate-CoA ligase complex; mitochondrion
Molecular function (GO): ATP binding; succinate-CoA ligase (ADP-forming) activity; metal ion binding
Source: RefSeq, a predicted model, not a curated record
AUGAUUACCUGGCGCUGUCUAGCUCGUACCUCCCAGCUUGUUAAUAAGUACCAGAAGUAUGGUUUACUCGCAACGCAAGUUCGGCGGCUGAGUCUGCUCGAGCAUCACUCGCACAGGCUGUUGAAAGACUUCAAUCUUCCAGUUCCUAAAGGGUACCUAGUCACAACCCCCGAAGAAGCCGAAGAUGUCGUCUUCAACAUCAAUGCACCCUCCGUAAUCAAAGCCCAGAUCCUAGCCGGCGGCCGAGGCAAAGGAACCUUCGACAGCGACCAAAAAGGCGGCGUCCGCAUACCCAGACCCCGCGAAGCCUACCAAUCCGCCCUAAACAUGCUAAACCACAAACUAACAACAAAACAAACCCCACCGACCGGCCUCCCAGUACACAAACUCUACAUCUACAAAGCCGUCGACAUCACACACGAAUACUAUCUAGCAAUGACCUUCGACCGCCGUCGCAGCUCACCCAUAAUCCUUAUCUCCGACUCCGGCGGCGUCGACAUCGAAACCAGUAACCGACUCCACCAGCUAUGGUUCCAACUCGAUACUGGCAUCACGCCUGAAAUCGACUCGUAUAUUCAAGCCGAGCUUGGUUUCUCUGAUUCCGAGAUGGGGACUAUUCACCAAUUGCUGUGUGAUAUGGUUAGGCUAUUUCGGGAGAAGGACGCGACACUGCUGGAGUUGAAUCCGCUGGUGAAGACGACGCAGGGGUUUGUUUGUAUUGAUGCGAAGUUUGAGUUUGAUAACUCUGCUCGGUUCAGACAGGAGGCUCUUUUCGGGUGUGAGGAAGGGGAUGGGGAGAAGGAGGCGAAGGAGGCGGAGAAAUUGGGACUUUCGUAUGUGAAGCUUGAUGGGAAUAUUGGGAAUAUUGUGAAUGGGGCUGGUCUUGCGAUGGCGACUAAUGAUCUGAUUACUUUGGUUGGUGGGCGUUGUGCUAAUUUCUUGGAUGUUGGGGGUGGGGCGACGAGGGAAGGCCUGGUGAGGGCAUUCAAAAUUUUGUGGGGAGAUGAGAGGGUAAAGGGGGUUUUGAUCAAUAUUUAUGGAGGUAUCGUUCGUUGUGAUAUGAUCGCCGAGUCGAUUAUCGCUGCCGCCAAAGACAUUGGAGGGUUUAAAAUGCCUGUCGUGGUGAGAUUACAGGGGACAAAUUCCGACAAGGGACUAAAGUUGAUCCAAGAAUCAGGGUUGGAGCACUUGGUGGUAGAAGCCGAUUUCGAAAAAGCUGCCCAGGUUAUUGUUGAUCGGACGCCCAAAUUUGAAUAA